UGCUCCUGCACGGUCCUCUCCGCGCCGCGCCGGGCCCAGUGGGACCGAGCCUCUGCCACUCCGCCGGGCCCACCGCCACACUCGCGCCGACCCCGCCACACGGCCAGACCCCGCAGCCCUCACCGGCCGGCCCCAAGAGGACUUUGCAGCUCGCCGCCUCCCGCCUGUCCUCCUGUCCGCCUGUCCGAGCACCGCGGCCACCUGCGCGCAGAUGGAGCUGGACCACAUGACGAGCGGCGGCCUCCACGCCUACCCCGCACCGCGGGGCGCGCCGGCGGCCAAGCCCAAUGUGAUCCUGCAGAUCGGGAAGUGCCGGGCCGAGAUGCUGGAGCACGUGCGGAGGACCCACCGGCACCUGCUGACCGAAGUGUCCAAGCAGGUGGAGCGCGAGCUGAAGGGGCUGCACAGGUCGGUGGGCAAGCUGGAGAGCAACCUGGACGGCUACGUGCCGACGAGCGACUCGCAGCGCUGGAAGAAGUCCAUCAAGGCCUGCCUGUGCCGCUGCCAGGAGACGAUUGCCAACCUGGAGCGCUGGGUCAAGCGCGAGAUGCAUGUGUGGAGGGAGGUCUUCUAUCGGCUGGAGAGGUGGGCCGACCGCCUGGAGGCCAUGGGUGGCAAGUACCCGGUGGGCAGAGAGCCGGCCCGCCACACCGUCUCUGUGGGCGUCGGGGGUCCCGAGGCCGACGGCUACGACUACACUGUCAGCCCCUAUGCCAUCACCCCACCCCCGGCCGCCGGCGAACUGCCCGGGCAGGAGCAGGAGGAGGCCCAGCAGUACCCGCCCUGGGGGCCCGGCGAGGACGGGCAGCUGAGCCCUGGCGUGGACACGCAGAUCUUCGAGGACCCGCAUGAGUUCCUCAGUCACCUGGAGGAGUACCUGAGGCAGGUGGGCGGUUCCGAGGAGUACUGGCUGUCGCAGAUCCAGAACCACAUGAACGGGCCGGCCAAGAAGUGGUGGGAGUUCAAGCAGGGCUCGGUGAAGAACUGGGUGGAGUUCAAGAAGGAGUUCCUGCAGUACAGCGAGGGCACGCUGUCCCGCGAGGCCAUCCAGCGCGAGCUGGACCUGCCGCAGAAGCAGGGCGAGCCGCUCGACCAGUUCCUGUGGCGCAAGCGGGACCUGUACCAGACACUGCACGUGGACGCGGAGGAGGAGGAGGUCAUCCAGUACGUGGUGGGCACCCUGCAGCCCAAACUCAAGCGCUUCCUGCGCCACCCGCUGCCCAAGACCCUGGAGCAGCUCAUCCAGCGGGGCAUGGAGGUCCAGGACGACCUGGAGCAGGUGGCCGAGCCGGCCAGCCCCAGUCAUCCCACCGAGGCCGAGUCCGAGGCCCUCACGCCGGUCCUCACCAACGACUCUGUGGCCAGCGACCGAACCCCGCCUGAAUAGAGGGCAUCCGGGCCCCAGCCUUCCUGCCACACCCCACCGGUGGCCUUUGCCAACUAGGACUUUCAAGUGGGGCUGAGUCCUGUGGUGGAGAGAGAGCUGGACACCCUCCCUCAGUCUCCCAGCCCGAUGCACACAGACACACGUCCUCCAGUUAUGGGCGGUGUCCCCCAAAGAGCAAACGAGCUCCUCUCCCCUGCAGGACCCUGCCCUGUCACCCUCCUUCCGUCUGUCUUCCGGGUCUCCGGGCCAGCCUGGGCUACUCAUCCCCCCCUCUCCCCGUCCCAACCACGCACACACACUCUCAGGCCAUGACAGGAGCCCCAGAUUCCUCAUCCUGCUCAACGCCUGGACCCUCUGGGCACUCAGGAACCAAGUGUCCAGAUGGCACGGACCAGCGGGAACCAAGCUCAAGGGAGACCCCAGAGCAGAAGCUACGGCAGAACUAGUGCCACGGGAACCUCAGCUUUGGGGCCGCAGCCCUCUCCUGGCGGUCGCCACGCAGGGCAGCUGGCCAGCCUCGGACAGCGUCUCUCCCUGUCCUGGAGGGAAACUGAAGCUGAAACGCAGCAGUGGCAGCCGCAGACCUGGAGUCCCCGUGUCUCCUGGCCCCUCAGCAUCCGUGAUUCAUGCCAGCCUGGAGAAGGCUCGAGCUCAGCUCGGUGACUCACCCACGGCAGGCAGAGGUCCCACAGGACCUGAGUCCUCAAACUGGCUGAGGCAGCAGCCAUUGUCCACGGAGCCAGGAGAAUGACAACAGGUCUCAAGGCUCCCAGAGAGCCCCUGCUGCUGUGCCUGGCACUGCCGGCCCCCUCUCCUCCCGCAAGCUGCCUGCAUAGGAGGAGACGUCUGAGGCCAGCGAGAGAAGGGGCCAGGUGCAGCUGGUGGUGAAGACGGGCCAGCGCGAGGGCCAGGGCCUGCUACUAUGCCCGCCCCGCUGGCCACCAGCCUGCCCGUGCCCAGGGCCACGGUGGCUGGAGUCAGGGUCCACUACCCCGGGCCCUGUCUUGCUCCAGCCCAGGCACCCCUGCCCACUAUGUGGCCAUCCUCUCCUGCCAGCGCUUUCUGAGAGCCUUGGGGCUGAGGCCAUAGCCCCUGCCCCUGCCUGGUGGUCCCAAGCCCAGCCCCAGGAGAUCCCAAAGCCUUUUCUCCUGGGGCUCAAACUGGUUCUCUGCCAGGUCCCACUGUUGCCCAGGCCUGGACCCCCACUUCUCCCAGCACCAACACCGGUGCUGGCCCGACACUUGUGUCUGCAGCCAGAGCAGGUCCUGUUUGGUGAUUCCCCUUUCUGCCUGUUCACUGGGGGUUCCCAGAUUCGGGGGACUGAUAUCCACAGGUGACUUUACCAGCCCCUCCACCCCAUGCCCUGUCAGCCCCCCAAAUUUUAUUUUUGCACAUAAGCCAUAACCCAUACUCACAGGCUGGCACAGGCUGCAGGGAGGUCCCGGGUCCCUGUCCCCCAUGGACCAAGCCUCAAAUAGUCAGGCCAGGCUGUGGGCAGCCCUGCCACCUGCCUUGAAGACAGACUGUUUUGUAAGAUUUUGUUAAUAAAACACUGAAACGUGGA
Molecule: messenger RNA, 2951 nt
Organism: Hipposideros armiger (great roundleaf bat)
Lineage: Eukaryota; Metazoa; Chordata; Mammalia; Chiroptera; Hipposideridae
Gene: ARC
Product: activity regulated cytoskeleton associated protein
Exons: 3
Coding region: 212-1387 (391 amino acids)
Biological process (GO): regulation of neuronal synaptic plasticity; positive regulation of AMPA receptor activity; cytoskeleton organization
Cellular component (GO): plasma membrane; cytoplasm; actin cytoskeleton
Molecular function (GO): mRNA binding
Source: RefSeq, a predicted model, not a curated record